GGGGAAGGGGCGGAGCCAUCCAAAACGAAGAGCCUUUCGUGGACCGUCAGAUGUGGUGGGGCGGCCACUUCGGGAAGGGCCUGGGGUUUCAGAAGAAGGCAAAGCUAGCCUUGCGGCGAAGAAGGAGCCCAGCUGGCUCCAGGCUGUAAGACUGAGGGGUCGAAGGAAAGGAGGUAGGGCCUCAAACCAAACCUGCGGAGCAAGCCAAGGCCUGGGUACUUGCCAGAGGAAAAGGUUCCCGUUUCCAAGGCAACGGACCAGGAAGCGCGCAAGACGUCCGCCGCAGAUGUUUUGUAGAUUAAUUCUUCAUUGAUUACAUAAGACAGCAAUAUAGUUAUGGCGACUUUCCAGCCUUUCAGAAACAGUCACAUGAAGACUAGAGCAUCUGUCAGAAAAAGCUUCAGUGAAGAUGUAUUCCAGUCCAUAAAGUCAUUACUACAGAGUGAGAAGAAACUGUGCAGUAUAUCAGCAGAGGACUGUUUAAAGCAGGAUGAACGUGCCAAUUUAACUGAGGUCACCUUUCUGGGUUUUAAUGAAGAGACAGAUGCUGCUCAUAUACAGGAUUUAGCUGCAGUUUCUUUGGAACUUCCAGAUCUUCUGAAUUCACUUCACUUCUGCAGUCUAAAUGAAAAUGAAAUUAUUUGUAUGAAGGAUAUAAAUAAAUCAUCAGAUAUAAGCAGUGGUCCUCUAAAUCAGAGCCGUCAUUCUGAAAUGCUUUGUGUCAUGAGAGUGUCACCUGCAUUACCAAGACUCAGAAUUGAUUUCAUCUUUAGUCUCCUAAGUAAAUAUGCUACUGGUAUGAGAUACACCCUGGACACGUACUCGCAUCAGAAGUGCCAACUUGAGACCACUGAUGAAGAUGAUGAUGAUACUAACCAGUCCGUGUCUUCCAUAGAGGAUGACUUUGUCACUGCUUUUGAGCACUUAGAGGAAGAAGAGACUUCAAAGCCAUUUAGUGAUGGAAUAAACAUCACUACACUUAGAAGCCAGUGUGAUGCUGCUGCGCAGACUGUUUCUGGUCCUCAUUUAGAAACCGAUGAUUUAAGGAUUCUGGUUAGCUCCGGACGGCAGAAGUCAUUAGCUAAACCCUCAACUUCCUUAACAAAUGUUCAGGGACAUAAAGAACUACCUUCUGUGAAAACUUCAGUCACAACAUCAAUUUCAGAGCCUUGGAUCCAAAAGAGUUUCUAUAGGUCAUCUAAUACUUCAGAUAAAGGUGAUGAUAUACAGAAAAUGUUUUUUUCUUCUUCUCCUGCCUACUCAUCUGAAUCAGAAUGCUCAAGUCCAAGUCCUGUUAUUUUCUUGGAUGAAGAGGGAUAUCAAAAAAGUUUAAAAGCAAAACUUGAGCUCCCUAAAAUUCCUGUGAUGAAAGAUGAUAUAGAGGAUUCAGACUCAGAAGUAAGUGAAUUUUUUGAUAGUUUUGAUCAAUUUGAUGAAGUAGAACAAACUCUAGAGACUUCCUGUCUGUUUAUAAAAGAUCCUGUCAUAGAGAAGUCAUCACAAAAGAAAGGGCACAAACAUGGAAAAUCUUGUAUGAAUCCUCAAAAAUUUAAAUUCGAUCGUCCAGCUCUCCCAGCUAAUGUUAGAAAGCCAACUCCUCGUAAACCAGAAUCUCCAUAUGGUAACCCGUGUGAUGCUCCAGAUUCUCCUCGCCCAGUGAAGGCAACUGGGGAAGAUAGUGGUUUAUUUAGCCCUAUUCGAUCCUCUGCAUUUAGUCCUCUUGGAGGCUGCACUCCAGCUGAGUGUUUUUGCCAAGCAGAUAAUGGUGGAGAUAGGAUUCAUGAAAAUCAUGAUUCUAUUUAUUAUACCUAUGAAGACUACGCAAAUAGUGUUUCCUGUGAAGUACUAGGCUCAGUUCUUUAUACCCAACAUGCUAAUGCCAUAUCAAACGUUAAUAGUUCUGAAAUUGGAGAAAAUAAAACUGUAGCUCUUAAGCAUGGAAACCUUGAUCAAAAAAGUAAAUCUAAAAAUAAAUCCUUAAUGAUUAAAGAUAGCAUUCAAAAAUUUGCAGCAGAUCUUGUGGAAAAAAGUUUUGGCAGUGCAUUUAAAGACUUACAGAAAGGAGUCUCUUCAUGUACCAAUGCAUUGUGCCACUUAGCCAUCAAAUUGACAUCAUCCGUUUUUCAGAUGGCAUUUAAUGAACUGAGAAGGCAGCAUGCAUUUUCACUGAAAGAACGUGCCAUUAGUGGCCUGGCUAAUUUUUUGGUGAGUGAAGCUUUAUCAAAUGCCUUAAAAGAUUUACAGUAUGUAAAGAAGCAGAUAUUUACAAACACAGUUGCCAGGUUUGCUGCAGAUCUUGCUGAAGAACUUGUUUUCGAAGGCAUCAUGGAAGUGUGUCAGUUUUCAUAUCCUCCAACCCCUGCAUCUCCACAGUGUGGGUCGUUUGACUUUGAAGACAAAGUAGUGAAGUCGUAUGCAAAAGAUUUGUCUGAAUCUGUAAUACAGGAAGCAUUCAUUGAGCUAUCACAAGUUGAUGUGACCUUCACAACAAAGGCAGCGGUUAGUGUCUCUACAGAUAACAUCAAGUACGCCAGCGCAGAAAGUGUAGUGCCAUUGGCACAAACCAUCACGUUUUCCCCUUCUUUUCACAAUCAAGCAAUUAUGGUGACAAAACCAAUGCAGGAAUAUAAAAAGGAAUACACAGUGCAGCAGGCCUUGUUUUGUACUUCUGGAAUUGCUACUUCUAUACCAGUGCCCUUGGCAGGAAGUGCCCUUCUCCCAUAUCAUAUUUCAUCUGAUGUGUAUCAGGCAAAGUCUCAUCUGUCAUCUGAUGAUAGUAUUUCAAAUGGUGAUUCUACCCAGGCGCAUGUUACCACAAAAAACAAUGAAGAGGAAGUAGCUUGUCUCCGAAAUAUUUGCUUACCUUCAGAACACAAUCCAGGUAACCAGAAGGAUUUUAAACCAACUAACGAUGAUAGUGAAAUGCAAAGUUCUUCAAAAUUAACAAGUGAUCCUGUGAUUAUUAGCAACUUUUCUGCAGCAAUGGUGCAUACGAUAGUAAAUGAAACUUUAGAGUCAGUGACAUCAUUUGAAGUCACAAAAACAGUUGAUGAACACACGGAUUAUUUAACAAAAUCAACAGAGGGAAAAAACCCUUCCCACUGUGAUCAAGCAACACUGCAACAGAGUGAAGCUAAUGAUAAGGAUGUGUUUGCUGACCAGUUAUCUAAAUCUAUUAUUAAACAGUCUAUAGAUAAAAGCAAAUCAGUGAUCCCAAAUGUAGAUAAAAGUGCAGCAUAUAAGGAAAGCUUGCCUGUUCCUGGAGAAGAAUCACAGUUCACACUGGAAAAGUUCCCCAAAUUUCUUGACUCUCAAGAUCACAGAAGUCACUGUUCACUUUCAGUUGGAAAGGAUUGUGUUCCAGGAUGUAAAGGUUCUAUGGUUCAUGGAUUUUCUUUAGAGACACUACCACCUUGUCUAACUACGGUGGAUCAGAAACCUGAUUUGAAGGAACUUGCUAAGGAUAAACCAAUGAAAAAGCAUAAUUUGAAAAAUACAUCACUUGAGCCCUUUUCUUUUGGACAGGAAAGCACCUUUCCUCAUUCACAUACAUUCUCCUCGGCAGUGCUUACUUGUGUAGAUGGUUUGCAUGUGGAAGAUAAACAGAAAAUCAGAGACAGAAAUGUAAUACCUGAUACUCCUCCAUCAACUCCUCUAGUACCAUCCCAGGCUAGUUCUGAAUGGGAUAUCAAAAAGUUAACUAAAAAGCUCAAGGGGGAGUUGGCCAAAGAAUUUGCUCCCGCUACACCACCUUCUACACCUCACAACUCAUCUGUUGGUAGUUUGUCUGAAAAUGAACAAAAUAGUAUAGAAAAAGAAGAGUUUAUGUUGAAACUCAUGCGAUCUCUUUCAGAAGAAGUUGAGAGCAGUGAAGGUGAAGAGCCUUCCGAAGUAGACGUGAAGUCAGAGCACUCAGGGAAGAAAGUUCAGUUUGCAGAAGCAUUAGCUACACACAUCAUUUCUCUUGCAACUGAAAUGGCAGCUUCCCAUUUAGAUCAUAAAACAAUUCAAGAACCUAAACUUAACAGACCUUGCAUAAAUGCACAAAGUCAAAGAAGUAUAUCACCUACUUUUUUAAAUCACUCAGCUGAACAUUUACAAACAUUAUGCAAUUUUGCAGGUGAUAUGGCAGCGGAAGUCAUUACUGAAGCUGAAAAAAUGGCAAAAGUUAAAAGUUGUGUGCUUUUCAGGCAAAAGAACAGUUGUUAUGUUGAUGGUGACCAAGAUUAUAGAUCAGAAGAGAAUUUGGACAUAGAGGCCCUAGCACACCCAAGAGAAGUAGAUCCAUUUGUUCUUUCAUUACCACCAAGUUCUUGUAUGUCAGGUCUGACAUACAAAUAUCCCAGCUGUGAAAGUGUGACAGAUGAAUACGCAGGUCACGUUAUCCAAAUACUAAAACAGGAAGGCGGUAAUAGUGAGUUAAUAAUGGAUCAGUAUGCCAAUAGACUUGCCUACCGAUCUGUGAAAUCAGGAUUGCAAGAAGCAGCUAAGACAACCAAAGUGAAGUGCAGCUCAAAAAUGUUCCCUGUGCAAAGCUUACAGGGGAAAACAAACAAGGAACUGCUGAUGUUCUCAAAUAAAGACUACCACCAUGUACAUAAAAAAAGACAAAGUAAAAGAAAUGGCAGUAAAAAUCAAACUGGUAACUUUUGUAAAAAUCAAACUUGUGAAAGGAUCCAGGAUACAUAUGGAAAUGAGUGCUCUGAACUGUAUAGUUUUUCAACUUCUCUUGCUCACAGCAUAGCAAGAGAUGUUAAAAAAGAGUUUAUAGCAUCUACAGUUGGCUUGCCAAAAUCCUUAACAGAUUCUUGCCUGUAUGAAAAAUCAGUAUGUGAUGAAGAUACUGAAUGUCACGUUGAACCAAAAUUACCUGAGUCUCUUCAGCCUUCCUCGCAAAAUCAUAGGUUUUACCACAGUACAGGCAGCUUAAAUGGAGAGAAUGUUGUUCAAGCUAUAGAACAGUAUGCUAAAAAAGUAGUGGAUGACACUUUAGAGCUAAGUUUAGGAUCUACAGUUUUCCAAGUGUCUGAGACCACAAAAUCAGUGGACAGGAUCACUUAUGCAGAAAAGUUGUCGCCUCUUAUAAGUCAAGCCUGCAGAUAUUGUGACCUUAAAGAACUCCAUGAUUGCACCGGAAAUUCAUCUCACCACUUUUUCAGACAGCGUUCACUUACAUGUAGUAAGCCAGCUUCUAAUUCAAAAUUUAGCAGCAUCUAUCAGAAAUCUAGAAUUUUUCACCUCGAUGUCCCUCAAAUUCAUGUUAAUCUUGAUAAGACAGUGCUUGCUGAGAAGAUAGUUGCUGAAGCUGUUGAAAAAGCAGAGCGAGAGCUGAGCAAUGCCAGCUUGGCGGCUGACAGUGGCAUUGGACAAGAUGGUGCCAGCUUUGCUGAGAGCCUUGCCACAGAAAUAAUGACAUCAGCUGUGGCGAAUGUCGGACAUGCUGUUAGCAGUUCAAAAGAAAUAGAAGACUUUCAGUCAACUGAGUCUUUUGAUAGCCAGCAGAUGAAUCUCAGUAUUGGUGAUGACAGCACUGGUAGCUGGUCCAAUUUAAGUUUUGAAGAUGAACACCAAGAUGAAAGCAGUAGUUUUCAUCAUCUAAGUGAAAGUAAUGGUAACAGCAGUAGCUGGAGCAGUCUUGGUUUAGAAGGAGAUUUGUAUGAGGACAAUUUAUCCUUUCCAACAUCAGACAGUGAUGGACCAGAUGAUGAUAAAGAUGAAGAGCAUGAGGACGAUGUAGAAGGUCUGAGGCCAGAAGGAAAGACUCUGCUGAUUACGAAUAUUGACAUGGAGCCGUGCACAGUAGACCCCCAGCUAAGGAUUAUUCUUCAAUGGCUUGUUGCCUCUGAGGCUGAAGUUGCAGAACUUCAUUUUCAUGACUCUGCAAAGAAGGAGUUUAUACUACUUUCAAAACGAUUACAAGAAAAAGGGUGGAAAGUGGGAGACCUUCUGCAAGCUGUGCUUCAGUACUACGAAGUGAUGGAAAAAACUGCCGGCGAGGAGAGAUGCAAGUCACUGUUUGAUUGGCUCUUGGAAAAUGCAUAGAACAAACCCCAAACCAGUGUGUUAUAGUAUUUGUUUUGGGAGGGGAAGAAACAGAUAAAGAUGCUUAGGAUAAAA
Molecule: messenger RNA, 6117 nt
Organism: Propithecus coquereli (Coquerel's sifaka)
Lineage: Eukaryota; Metazoa; Chordata; Mammalia; Primates; Indriidae
Gene: AKAP11
Product: A kinase (PRKA) anchor protein 11
Exons: 12
Coding region: 337-6042 (1901 amino acids)
Biological process (GO): intracellular protein localization
Cellular component (GO): cytoplasm
Molecular function (GO): protein kinase A binding
Source: RefSeq, a predicted model, not a curated record